Staurois parvus is the source of this 368-nucleotide messenger RNA. Lineage: Eukaryota; Metazoa; Chordata; Amphibia; Anura; Ranidae. The record is from the annotation of a GenBank genome assembly.
AUUUUGUAUUUAUGGGCAGGGGGUGCACGCUCCCUACCCACGCCGCUAUUGGCUCCUCAGCAUGUCAAUAACCGGGUCCCAGCCACUGAUUCUCAGCCGGGACUCUGUGAUUGUCGGCGGAGCUGACGGGAGAGGUCUGUAUGUAAACAAUACAGAUCUCUCCCCUGUCAGCAUGUACAGACUGCUUUGUAUUGCUCUGCACAGCAGAGCAAUACAAAGCAGCUUGUCUACACAGUAAAACGUACACUCCUUUGAUCACCCCAGAUGUUAACCCCUUCGUACCCAGUGUCAUUAUUAGUACAGUGUCAGUGCUUUUUAUUGGCACUGAUCACUGUAUUCGUGUCACUGGGGAUGUCAGUGGCAGUUGG